Messenger RNA from Hevea brasiliensis (rubber tree), 1396 nucleotides. RefSeq lists its product as uncharacterized. The transcript has a single exon. Bases 259 to 1167 code for a protein of 302 amino acids. Lineage: Eukaryota; Viridiplantae; Streptophyta; Magnoliopsida; Malpighiales; Euphorbiaceae. The record is from RefSeq and is a predicted model, not a curated record.
AGUAGGAACUCAUUUUAGAAAGUGAGUGAUAUGCUAGGCUAGGCUCAAAAAGCACCUAACUUGGCCUAGCCUUUAACUUGCUAAUUUUUCUUUUUGAGUACUAGCACAAAAGAGAAAGAGAGAGAAAAAAGUACUCUCCCCAAAUCCUCCUCAGAUCUCUCCAUUUCUUUCUGUCUUUCUUUCUCUGUCCAUAUUUUCAAGAGCCCAAUUUGCAGUUUUCCGUAUAUCAUCAUCAAGAAUUGUUUCAUUCCUCUUACAAUGAGAGAUAUAGUUUCUUGUUUUAGUGAAAAUGCCAUAAAUGUGUCUCAUUCUUCUUCAUGUUCUAGUUAUUCAAUUUCAAACAAUGCUUGUAUCUCUCCAGGUCUAAUCCCAUCAAUUCAAAAUGCAGUUUCUUGCUUCUAUAAAAUCAUCCUUUCCUCUCAAAAGCAACUCUUGGUCACUGUCACUUGGUGCAAAAAACAUGCAUCUCAAGGCCUUAGCAUAAACUUUGGCAAUGACUCUUCAACGUCUUUCAAACUUAACACCAGUGGAAGGCUCUUCAGGAAGAAGAAAGGCAGCAAAUUGAUCGAUUCCGAUAGUUCCAAGAUUGAAGUCUUCUGGGAUCUUUCUUCUGCUAAAUAUGAUUCAGGACCUGUACCUGUUGAUGGAUUCUAUGUGCUGGUCAUGGUUGAUUCAGAAAUAGGCCUUGUUCUGGGUGAUAUAGGAGAAGAAACCAUCUCCAAGAAGCUCAAAUCUAGCACCCCAGUAGCCAAAGCAAGUCUCAUUUCAAGGCAAGAACAUUGUUCAGGCAAUACUUUAUAUGCUACUAAGGCACAGUUCUGUGACACAGGCAUUCAACAUGACAUUUUAAUUAAAUGUAGUGGAGAAAAUGAAGGCCUAAAGUAUCCAGUUUUAUCGGUAUGUAUUGAUAAGAAGAUGGUGAUUCGUGUAAAGAGGUUGCAAUGGAAUUUUAGAGGCAACCAGACAAUUUUUGUUGAUGGGUUAGUUGUUGAUCUGAUGUGGGAUGUGCAUGAUUGGUUCUAUAAUCCUGCUUCUGGCUCUGCUGUGUUCAUGUUCAGGACAAGAAGUGGAAUGGAAAGCAGGCUGUGGUUGGAAGAGAAAUUGGUGCAGAAAGAUCAAGAAAGAUUUGAAUUCUCUUUGUUGAUUUAUGCCUGUAAGAGCCCUUGAAGAACAAGAAGAAGAAAAUAACUGACUUUGUUCAUCUUCUGGUUCUUGUUUAUCUUCUCCACCCUUUCUGGUUUGAUUUUUAGUUUUCUUCAUUUUUCAUUUUUGUUUACCUUUCUUCUUGAAAGGUAUAUAUAGUUAGAAUUCUUUUGAUUACCUGAGUAGUUAAUAAUUUAGUUGUUUACUUUAGAUAAAGAUAUGUGAAUUGAUGCAACAAAUCAGUUGGUUUUCA